AUGCCAACCGAUUUGGAAAAUUUCCCUAAAAGAACCCAAGAAAUUAUUCACGAGUGGGCUAACGUUGUACAAACUAAACAUGCUACUACUGAGGAUAAAGAAGAUAAACUUUAUAUGGGAGAUCCUUUAUUGAUUAUCGAACGGGAUGAAAACGGACUUCAGCAGAGAGGAAUUCAGAAGACCGUUAUAAUUAAUGCGAUUCUUGGUGUCCAAGCACAGCAGAUAGUUCAGAAUAUUGCCGAUACAUUACAAAGAACAUACGCGCAGAGAGGAAUUCCUACAUUAGGACGAGUGUAUGUGGUGGUUGCUGAAAGAAGAAAUACCUUGAGAAUUACUGAAAAUGA
Molecule: messenger RNA, 344 nt
Organism: Dentiscutata erythropus
Lineage: Eukaryota; Fungi; Glomeromycota; Glomeromycetes; Diversisporales; Gigasporaceae
Source: the annotation of a GenBank genome assembly